AUAUCAUAACCGAAAUUUAGGUACCACGAUAACCGACGUUACAGCUUGUUAUCAUUCUUGUUUUUAUUAAUCUGAUUUGUGCCAAAUUUUUUUUACAAUUAUUACCUAUUAAUUUGUCUCUGAAUAAUAUUAUUUUUAAUAUUUUCCGAAUUUGUUAUUUCGGUGACCACGGCCGGUAGUCGGUGAAUUGCCUUUUCGCUACACCUUAUUUAAAUGUAACCACUUUGAUAACCAGUAUGCUCUACGAUCACUUGUUCCAUCCAUCCACGAUGUAGAGUAGAUCGUGUAUCCACGAAUAUAUUAUUAAUGUUGAAAACUCCGCUGAUCUUUCCGUAUCUUUUAUCACUAUUCCUGUGAUAAUGAUUAUAGAUGUUUAGAUAUAUAAUAUAAUAUAUUAAUAUAUUUUAUAUACCGCUGAAUGCUGGUCAUAACAAUUUUAAAUUCUGAACUAAUAAAUAAAGUUUAUGAAAAUUUGUUUUAAUUAUUUUAUAAAUAAUAAAUAAAUACAAUUAUUUAUUAUUGUAACUACUUACCUACAUUUCAGUUUUUUCAUGAUAUUCAAUUUGCUUUAUGAAAAUUAUUCCCACCUAGUAAUCGAAUAUUAUUUUAAAUAAUACCUUUUUAGAAAUGAUUGUUAGACAUAUUACCACAGUUGUUGGUGUUUCCAGUUUUUGUUUUGGAAUAUGGGCUAAUAGAAAAUACAGGGAAUAUAAUGCAUUGUGUAAAAUACCAAUAUUUAAAAUAUUUGAUGCUGUUUAUGCUGAUAACGUGACAAAUGACCAGCAACUAAUCAGUAAUAAUGAACAACGGAUAUCACAAGUAAGAUACAAAUAUUUAAAAAAAAAAUUAUAAUUAGGUACAUGAUAUUUUUAACUCUUUAAUGUACCUAUUUUAUAUUUGUCUUUUUCUAUACUUGCUGAACUUUUCCUUUUUUAGAUAAUGAAAUAUGGAUUUCCAAGUUUAGAUAAUGUACGUUCAUAUAAAAACUUUGUUCUUUCAUAUGAUCAAAGGAACCGUAUACCCCAUUGGGUUUUAGAACAUUUAACACCAGAAAGUGUACAAUAUAACUCAACUGUAGACAGACAAUUAUGUGACUUUUAUGAAGAUAAAUCAUUUCAUGAGUUUUUUCGGUAAUUUUAAUUUAACUAUUGCUUUAAAAUAUAAAGUAUUUAUUAUUAAAAGUAUUUUCAGAUCAACAAAUAAAGAUUAUAAAAAUAGUGGUUUUGAUCGAGGGCAUCUAGCAGCAGCAGGCAACCAUAAAGCAAGUCAAGAAUUAAUAAAGCAGACAUUUAUUUUAUCAAAUAUUGCCCCACAAGUGGGUAAAGGGUUUAAUAGAAAUGCUUGGAAUAAUUUAGAAAAAUAUGUAAGAAAAAAAGCAAAAAAUAAUAAAAAUGUUUAUGUCUGUUCAGGCCCUCUAUUUUUGCCAAAGUAAGAUACAUUAUUUCUAUUAUUUCAUGUAUAUUAUUUUUUUAUAAACUAGGGCUGUGUUAAGGGAGGGUUAGAGGUUAAUUACUUAAGUCAAAAAAAGGGGUCAUAAAAACUUCAAAAUCUAAAUUAGUGUUAUAUAAUAGAUAGUUAAACAAAUAAAAAAAUAAACCAAAAAUUUACUUAGAGGGAUGCUGAAUAGUGUAUUGCUCUAAACCACCAAUGUAAGUUAGCACGGCUUCGAAAUAAACAUAUUAUGUAGUUGUGUAUAUAUUACAUUGUACUGUUCCUUAUGUAGGUAAAUUAUUUUCAGAAAAGGAGAUGAUGGAAAAUUAUGGAUAAAAUAUCAAGUCAUUGGCGAUAACCAUAUUGCUGUUCCAACACAUUUUUAUAAAAUCGUUGUUACUGAAAGUAAAAACUCAACAUUUUAUUUAGAAAGUUAUAUAAUGCCAAAUCAAGUGAUUCCAGAUGACAUACCGUUAAAAGACUUUAAAGUACUUAUUUUAUGCUUUCAAAUUUUAAGUUUCAAUUUUAAUUAGUGGAUAAUUAGUAGAUGUAUUUUAAGUGGUUAAAUGUAGGUUAAACAAUACUUUAUAGCUUUUUAGCAGUAAUCUUAACUGGCAGUUUGUGGACUGUAUAAAAUCAGACCCCUUAUAUUUUUCACAUAUAUUGCUACAAAAUGAUAAACUAAAUUGAACAUUUUAUAAUUAUACUAUUUUCUAUAAAAAAUUUAGCUAUAAACUACUAUAUUAUAUUUGGAUCUACAUAUAUGUGUGGAUAGGCCUUUUUUCAUACUAUAAAAAAUGUUAAAACCGACAUUGAAUACUCUUAGAGCAGAUAAAAUAACAAAUUUAAAAAAUAGUUUACACUAUAUUAUAUCAUAUUAGCGAUUAAGAAUUGUACCCAAUAAAAUUAUCAAAUAUGUACUUUUAUUUGAUCUGGCCUGCACAACCUUUUUAAUUAUUAAACUUAGUCUGAGGGUCUAAAAAAGUUGCCGAUCUCUGUUUUAUAGAAUUGAGUAAAAAUGUUGAAAUAAUACUAUACUUUUAAUAAUUCAAGCAACAAACAUAACACCCCCUUCAAAAUUCUACCAGAAAUAUAGUUUUAUUUUACUGUCACUUUUACAUGACAUAAAUAAAUUAUUGAUGUAUUAUCAGUAUUGUGUAUGUGCAUUCUAUUCAAUUGUAUAAUAUGUAUAUAAUUAUUGUUAAACUAUUUUAGUGAGUAUUAUACAAAAUAGUAUAAAAAUAUUAAAUUGAUGUAAGCUGUGUAUAUUUUUUAUAACUAAAAGUACAGAUUAAAUCUAUUUUUAUAUUUCAGUUAAUUAUUACGUAGGUAUUAUAGCUAUUAUAGAAUAUAUACACUUGAACAAUUUAAAUUUAUGCAUGGCUGGUCUUUUAGUCAUACAGUCAAUUUUUUCUUUAAGUCGAUCACCCUAAGUUUGCUAUAAAAAUAUUUUACAUACAAUUUGAUAUUGAUUAGUCAAGUUUAACGUAUGUCCCAAAGGUUAGGUUAGGUUGAAAUAAUCAUAUUUAAUUUUAGUUUUUAUUUAUUCUAUAGCUUUAAAAUGAUUUAUUACCUUUGAUAGUGAAUGGUGGAUAAACCUUUUUUUAUUUUAUAAGUUCAGUUGUUGUGUCAGAUAUUAAACAUUAUCAUAUUUAUUUUUAUUAGUCGUAGAGUUUCUAUUGUCACGAAAUAUUAUGUACCUGUAUGUUCUAUAGUUAUACAUAUGUUGUAUCUUGUAUAUUAUUCAUAUUGUCUAUAUACUAUCGUAUGACAUUCGGGAUUAAACAAAAAUGUAUUUAAUUAGUAAUAAUUUAAAUCAAAUCAUUAGAAGUAAGUCAUCAUCAAAUUUACAAGUGUUGAAACUUGUAUUUUAUAACCUUAGAAAAGUAAAAUUCAGCAUAAGACAAAGACUUCUUUAGUAAUAAAAAAACAAUAGUAUUUAGAGAAAAGGCCCGUAUCUCAACCAGAGAUACUCAGAGGGUUCUACUUGAACAGCAGUUAGAAUAAAAUAUCUUAUAUAUGCCAUGUCAUCAUCACAUAUAUGAGAUCAUUCUUAAAAGCAUUCUUGGUAAAAACUAUUAUGUAACCUCUAGUCAAAAUGUACCCUUAUUUCAACAAUUUCAAUCAGUAUGGCCAAAGAUUAAUGCUAAAAAUUUAAACCUGAACUUAAUGAUAGUCAAGUAAGUGAACAAUUAAACAAUACAAUUGAAUCUGUUAAUAUUUUGUAUGAAUUCUUUGAAUAAAACUGUAUAUAAAAGAUAAUCGUGAAUUACUUAAACUGUAAUUAUUUUUAAUGGAACUUCACCUAGAGGAGUAUUAUUUUAAAGACAAGACCAAUUCAUCAUACUCAUUGGAUGACAAAAGAAAUUUAUUACUUAAAGAUAUUCAUGUUUGGUGACGUUUAUUUUAAAUAAAAGAGAAUAUCAUUCAAUUAUCAAUGUAUGUAUUUCUAUUGUUUGCAUAAACAUUACAACAUAGCUCAAUGCUCCAAAAACUAAUUUUAUUCCCCAUCAGAAUUUUGAAUUUUAAUGAGAUAUUUACAAAUAUAAAAAAAUAAACAAAAAAUUAUCAGAAGUAAUAUUAAAACAAUUUGUCAAUUAUCUUUGGCACUUUGAUGACUGAAACAAUUUGAUUAGCAUUUUUUGAUGACGGUAUAUCUAACUACACAAAAAAUAAAAUGGCUCAAGCAUUAGAAACAAAUGAAUAUUAAGACACUGUGAAAAAACAUUCAAACAUAAAAGUCUAUGAAAUACCAAAUAUUUUAGGAAAAAUAUAGAAGAAUUUAUUUAUAAGACCCAGAAUUGUUUUAAACAAUUUAAUAUCAAUUUAUGUUUUAUUGAUUCACCAACUUUCUGGCAAAAUAUAAAAUACAAACAAGGAUAUGAAAUAAUUCGCAAUUUAAUUCAAAUAAGUCAAAUUAAUUGAAGAUUUAAUCGAAUGGACUAAAAAAUGAAGAUCAAAGCAGUAUACACUACAAGCUGUCUCAGAGUACCGGACACUAUAUUGAAAUAACAAUAAAAGCAUUGUAAUGGAAUAGAUAACUGUGUAUUGUAUUUCUGUUUUAAAAUAAAUGUUAACCAAUAAAACUAUUACACUUAAUAUAAUAAUUAAAAAAUUAUAUUUUGAAGAAAACCUAUUUUUAAACUUUGGGGGCGUUUUUCUACGUACUUUUGAUUUUCAAAUGACAACCUAUAUUAAAAAUGCUACAAUAGGUUGAUCCCUCUAUAUAUUUGUAUAUUAAUAUUCAAAUUAUAAGUAUGUUCACAUAAUUUAUUUAUAAAUUAAACGGUUUAAUAAUAAAUAUUUGUUUAGAUGCCUCUGGAUGUAAUUGAACGUGCAUCAGGACUACAAUUUUUCAAACGAUUGACACUUGAUCAAUUAAUACAAUUGAAGGAUUAAAUAAUUAAAGUCAAUCAAGUUAGUAGUUAACAUUUAUUUUUGUAUUAAUUAGAAUAUAUAGAUUAUAAAUAAAGUUAUUGAUUAUUUAUUUUAAAAA
Molecule: messenger RNA, 4927 nt
Organism: Cinara cedri
Lineage: Eukaryota; Metazoa; Arthropoda; Insecta; Hemiptera; Aphididae
Source: the annotation of a GenBank genome assembly